This is a messenger RNA of Penicillium cinerascens, 1062 nucleotides long. Its product is annotated as arabinogalactan endo-1,4-beta-galactosidase. Gene Ontology annotation, biological process: pectin catabolic process. Lineage: Eukaryota; Fungi; Ascomycota; Eurotiomycetes; Eurotiales; Aspergillaceae. The record is from RefSeq and is a predicted model, not a curated record. Gene Ontology annotation, molecular function: glucosidase activity. The coding region runs from base 1 to 1062 and encodes 353 amino acids. The transcript has 2 exons.
AUGCUUCACUCGACCCUUCUGUUCGUAUCUUCCUUGCUCGCCCCUGUGUAUGCGGCUCUCUCUAUCCGCGGUGCAGAUAUCUCUUCGUUGAUCGUUGAGGAGAAUUCGGGCAUUUCGUACAAGACUACCGAUGGAGCGACGGAGGCCCUGGAGAUCAUUCUCGCUGACAGCGGUAUCAAUUCUGUUCGCCAGCGUGUGUGGGUGAAUCCCAGUGAUGGAUCGUACGAUCUCGACUAUAAUCUGGAGCUGGCGAAGAGGGUGCAGGCGCAGGGGAUGUCGACUUAUCUGGAUCUGCAUUUAAGUGAUACCUGGGCUGAUCCCAGUGAUCAGACUACGCCCUCCGGAUGGUCCACGACCGAUAUCGACACACUCGCCUGGCAACUAUACAACUAUACCUUGGAUGUGUGCAACACUUUCCACGACAAUGGACUGGACGUUGCCAUCGUCUCGAUUGGUAACGAGAUCCGCAAUGGCCUCCUUUGGCCUCUCGGCGAAACGAGCAGCUACGCCAACAUCUCGCAACUGCUACACUCCGGCGCGUGGGGUGUCAAGGACUCGAACCUGGCCACGACUCCCAAGAUCAUGAUCCAUCUGGAUAACGGAUGGUCAUGGUCCGAGCAGGAGUACUUCUACAAUGAGGUUCUCGCCAGCGGCUCGACUCUGGUAUCUUCUGAUUUCGACUACAUUGGCGUCUCCUACUACCCCUUCUACAGUUCCAGCGCGACUCUUUCUGCUCUGGAGACGAGCUUGACGAACCUGUACUCGACAUAUAAUAAAGACGUGCUGGUUGUCGAGACCAAUUGGCCCUAUGCUUGUCCGAACCCCGAGUACGCCUUCCCAUCGGAUCUUUCAAACAUUCCUUUCUCCGUCGCUGGGCAGGAGGAAUUCCUGGAUAAGCUUGCAGCUGUCGUGGAAGGGGUCUCUGGCGGAUUGGGUAUCUACUACUGGGAACCCGCCUGGGUGGACAACGCAGGAUUGGGCAGCAGUUGCUCGGAUAACCUGCUUGUGAGCUGGACGAACGAUGAAGUACGCGCGAGUAUGAGCACACUGGGCAGUCUGUAG